GGCAGUUGUUUCCCCCCUUUCCGAAAGGCGUUGACGUAAGCCACGCCUUGCCCGCGAGGUGACGUCAUGGGGCGUGUCCAACCAGAGGACAGAGGGGACUCCACAAUGGGAGACAGUUUCCUCGAGCAGCUGACCGAGGACAGCGUCUUCCUGAAAGCGGAGCGGAGACUGGACACCGAGCUGGUGGACAAAGUCAUCCUGCAGCUCAACCGAAUCUACCCGCAGAUCCUCUCAGACAAGGAGGCCACCAAAUUCAGGAACUUGGACGUGCCCACAGGUGUCCGCCUCGGGGAGCUGCUGGCACACCUGCAGGGGAAAGGAGAGGAGGCGUGCAGGGAGUUCUACAGGGCUCUUCACUUGCACGUGGAGGAGGUUUACUACAGCUUGCCCACGCGGCUGCGCCUCAGAGAUUCCUUAGAUCCUCUUGCACAUCCACGUGUCUACCAACAGAAGUAUGUUCUGAACGACAGAGCUUUUAUCUCUCUCCAGGUCCCCUCUUCUUUUUGGGCUGUUUCAGCGUUGCUAUGGGGAUGGCUUUACUCUAUUACUACAGUGAGGCCAAAGUGACGGGAGGGAGCCGGGCCCUUGGGAUGGCUGCUCUGGGUUUGAAAAGAAAAGCACAGGAGGUUCUCAUUUGGUACUCUGAAGAAACACUCAUGAUGUAAGGUGGCGCUUCAGCAGUACCUGCUCUUAUGAAUCCCUUUUUUACCAAAGUACAGCAAGCACAGCAUUUCAUUUCUGGAGUUGAAUACAAAUUUUGUCCACAGUUGUACUGUGUUUUAGGCAGAGUGUUUUGCAUGUGAUCUUAGUUUUUGAAUUUAAAGACAUUUUGGUAUAGGGUGAAUUCAGAUCUGCAUUUGGCCCUUUGCUCUUAUUUCCCCAUGUUUUGGUAUCCAUUUAAGCGGAUUGUGAUGACUGAAUGCAGUCAAGGGGUGAACACGCAGUAAACACAGUAAAGACACGCUAACAAAAGCCAAAAUCUUGAAACAGGAAAUACUGGUUACUACUCCUACUUUUGAUGAACUUCCAAAAGCAUUGCUUACAUUUCAUUAACAUAUUUUUCUUUUCGGUAUAUAUUAAGUAUCAUUGAAUCCAGAAAACAACAACAUGCAUUGCUGCUCUCUUGUGGCCAAACGUGAGUUAUUUCACCAGCUACAUAAAUGUGCUGGUUUGUGGUUAUAUUCUGGAUUUUUCAAAAUGUGCUUCUCACGUGUAAACAAAAGAUUAGUAAUAUAAAGAAAAGCUAGUAAAAUGAAUCAAGCUGUGUAAUAGAAUUACACCGUGGACGAUAUUUGCAGUCACGUGAUCACUUCUACCAAUGAAAUCCCGCUCUACCAGCGAGGUGCAUCAUGGGUAGCCCUGUGAACCACUCGAAAUAUACAAUUGUCAGUUAAGAUUUGUAAAAGUAUCAAAAAGAAAGUCACCGACCAACUUUUAUUCAAUGAAACAUUAAACGUGUCUGUUUAAUAUCUGUAGUUUCUGCUACAAUCCGAAAGUUACACCAUAAAUAAGAACAUGACGGAAAUCUCCGUGUAUAUAUAUCUGCCCGUCGCAUUGAUAUGACGUGUUGUAUGAAAGGAGAGAAGGUUAGCACUCCCCUUGACAAGGAUGGAAUUGGCCCUUGUGGCCAUCAACACACAUACGGUUAAGGCACUGCCACCUACUUCGUGGCAUCUAUAACCAAUUUUUUUCCAUCAUAAAUUCGUUACGUUUUCUUAAAAACGCCGUAGUGUAAGUUCGUAUUUCCUGAUGUAAGACCAGUCUCGCGCAUAGACAGACGGCUGCCCUUCUUCUUGUUGCUGUUAUUUUUUCCCUCUUGGCCAGUUGGAACACACAGAUGUUUAACCAAACGCUGACCCUCCACCUGCAGCCGACCUCACUGAGCCACACUCCCAACUACAUUUUAAUCUUUAUGAAUCCACUCACCGUUUUUCUGAAGGGGCUUUUUUCAACCGUAUUUCUUUGUGGUUUUCUAUAUGAUUCAGGAUAUCAAAAGCCAAUACAAGAAACACACUUCGUUAUUUCUUUCCUUUCCUCAACAAUUUUGAAUUUUACAGGGAAAUAUUAAUCAUUGAACGAUUACUCAAUUAAUCCAGUGCCUUGUAAAAAAGAUAUUUGUAAAACUGAACUAAUGUUUUCUUUGUACAAUACAAAAAGUGCAUUAUAAGAAUAAACAAGACAAUGAACACA
Molecule: messenger RNA, 2190 nt
Organism: Gasterosteus aculeatus aculeatus (three-spined stickleback)
Lineage: Eukaryota; Metazoa; Chordata; Actinopteri; Perciformes; Gasterosteidae
Source: RefSeq, a predicted model, not a curated record